AUGGACACAAAUGGACCGAUAAAACCUCCAGAGACCCCGUCUCCUACGGAAUUGAUUCUCCAGCAGAAAAAGGAUGCUCUGCAGGGGCUUCCGCAGGUGGGCGGAGAUGGAGGGGAUGGGAUCCUGGCUCAGCUUUCGAGCAAUCCUUUCUUUACCGCAGGGUUCGGUCUAGCUGGCCUAGGCGCGGCUGCGACAUUCGCACAACGAGGCUUCAAGCGCAGCGCCGAUCUGAUCCGGCGGCGCAUGCUCGUCGACGUCGAAAUCAACAUCAAAGACGACUCGUACCCGUGGUUUCUACAAUGGAUGACCGUUUACCAACAAUCUCAGUUAAAUGGCAGGGCCCCGUCGGUCGCCGCCGCCGCCGCCGCCGCAGCAGCAGCCAGCAGCGAGAAAAUCGGCUGGAUGGAGAGGCUGCUACGAAAAUUCACACCGGGGAUGCGCCAGCUCUCGAUUCAAACGCAAAAAGUCGAGCAUGCGAAUGGAGCCAUUCAGACACAGUUUACGCUUAUCCCUGGGCCUGGGAAACACAUUUUGCGCUACAAGAAUGCGUUUGUUUUUGUCAACCGUGUGCGUGAAUCUUCUUCGCGCGACAUGCAGUCUGGACGGCCAUGGGAAACGGUCACGCUGACCACGCUAUACUCGCACCGGCAUAUUUUCGAAGAGAUGUUCUCCGAGGCCCACGCGGUGGCCGCAAAGUCGCACGAGGGCAAGACGCGGAUUUACAACAGCUGGGGCGCAGAGUGGUCGCAGUUUGGCCAUCCGCGACGGAAACGGCCGUUGACAUCGGUCAUUUUGGACGAAGGCGUCAAGGAAAGAAUCGUUGAAGAUGUCAGAGACUUCCUCGACAGCGGGAAAUGGUAUUACGAUCGCGGUAUCCCCUAUCGCCGGGGCUACCUGCUUCACGGCCCUCCUGGCAGCGGCAAAAGCUCGUUCAUCCAGGCCUUGGCCGGCGAGCUCGACUAUGACAUUGCCAUUCUGAACCUCAGCGAGCGCGGUCUGACGGACGACCGGCUCAACCAUCUUCUCACAAUCAUCCCCAAUCGAACCUUGGUCUUGCUGGAGGACGUGGAUGCUGCCUUUUCCAACCGCCGAACCCAGACCGAGGAAGACGGGUACCGCGGCGCCAACGUCACGUUUUCUGGGCUCUUGAAUGCCCUUGACGGCGUGGCCAGUGCUGAAGAACGCAUCAUAUUCCUGACGACAAACCAUGCAGAUCGGCUAGACGAAGCGCUCGUGCGGCCGGGACGCGUCGAUAUGACGGUGCGCCUCGGCGAAGCCAGUCGCUACCAAGUAGCCGCGCUGUGGGAUCGCUUCUACAGCGAGUUUGAUGCUAAUGGGGUCUACAAGGAUAGAUUCCUGGAUCGCCUUGCCGGGCUAGGGCUUAUUGAAGAUCGGGACGGUCACAAGGCCGAUGUCGCCAAAACGGUCAGCACUGCCGCGCUUCAGGGCUUGUUCUUGUAUAAUAAGGGGGAUAUGGAGAGGGCGAUCAAAUCGGCCGAUUCAUUGGCGCAGUCCAUAUACCACUGA
Talaromyces rugulosus is the source of this 1527-nucleotide messenger RNA. RefSeq lists its product as uncharacterized. The transcript is spliced from 2 exons. Gene Ontology annotation, cellular component: mitochondrial inner membrane. Bases 1 to 1527 code for a protein of 508 amino acids. The record is from RefSeq and is a predicted model, not a curated record. Gene Ontology annotation, molecular function: ATP binding; ATP hydrolysis activity. Lineage: Eukaryota; Fungi; Ascomycota; Eurotiomycetes; Eurotiales; Trichocomaceae. Gene Ontology annotation, biological process: mitochondrial respiratory chain complex III assembly; protein insertion into mitochondrial inner membrane from matrix.